Polistes canadensis is the source of this 3811-nucleotide messenger RNA. RefSeq lists its product as uncharacterized. The transcript has 7 exons. Bases 438 to 1964 code for a protein of 508 amino acids. NCBI's taxonomy places the organism in Eukaryota, Metazoa, Arthropoda, Insecta, Hymenoptera, Vespidae. The record is from RefSeq and is a predicted model, not a curated record.
UUCUCUUAUUCGAUUAUUUUAUAUACCAGUGUACAAUUCCAUACGAAUAUUUAAAAAAUAUUUUCUUGCAAGGAUCAAGUUUUUUCGGAAUAUUUCGGUAUUUCGCAUUAUUUAUCGAAAUAAAAGGAAUCGUUUUUUCAAAAUGUUUAUACGAUAUGAAUCCACAUAGUGAAAAAUUACCGCGUAAAUUAUGCGAAUGAUGUUUUUUAAAUAACGAAUCUCUUCAGUGACAAUAAUGGCACGAGAUGAAGAAAUUGAUGUUAUCGUUGCGUCGUGACAAUAUCUGGUAUUUAAAUUAUUUUGUGCCAUACAUCAUUGAAAUCGUCAAGUUUUAGAGUUUUACGUUCAUUAGGAGGUGGAUUUUUCUUUUCACUAUUCUCUGUGUCACGAGGUAUUUGCGCAACAUAAUAUUCAGAGAAUUUAUACUGGACGUUAAAAUGGAGAGCAGAAAAAGUAAAAAACGUACAAAUAAGAAGAAUAAUACGUCUGGUAACUGGGUGAACAACAGUCAAUAUGAUCAAAGCAAUAACGCUAUGUCAAACAUGGAAUAUCCUCAAGUUGUGUGGCAACCAGGAAUUCAAUCACAUGUUCCAAAUCACAACGGACAACGUCUUUUUGCAGCCAUGUCAGAUCCUAGCGUUUGCAGUUAUUCACCAAUGCCAAUGACUUACACGAUGGAACCUGUGUCGCUUCCAACUAUGUAUAGAUUGUAUCAACCAAUGCCUUAUGGCGUUCAAAAUACACAUGCUAGACUGAAGCAAAAAUUUAAUCCAAAACCUCCAGUUAUUCCUAGCGGAUACACCAGUCUGCAAGAGAAUAAAAAUAAUUCAACAAUCUUGUCGUCUUAUCAGAAUGGAGAUUAUGCUAGUUUACCGCCAGUUGCCAAUAAAAGUAAUGGAAUUAACGAAGAUGAAAUAAGUUCAGAACAUAGGAGAUAUUCGGAUCCAGGUUUGGGACCUACAGAAUCUUCCAUUCACAAUCAGGAAGAAGAUUCAGAUAGUGGUGACAGCAGUAGUUCAGUUACUACUAUUGGUCGAAGUAACAAAUUGGUUUUAUCUCUUAUCGAACAGAUGGCAGAAUUAAAAAAAAGUAAUGGCCAACUUUUCAAGGAAUUAAGCGAGGCUAAAUUCGAAUUGGAGACAAUGAAAUUAAAAUUUUCAGAAUUUAAACAUAGUUCUGAUUAUCAACCUGGAAUGUUGUCAGAUCUUAUUCGCGAGAUCAGGGAAGCAAACAAAAUGUGCGAGGAAGGAUUAGUGAUAAAAAUACAAUCUAUGAUGGAGGAGAAAUCUAAUCAAAGAUUCGUGGAUAUAGAAUUAUUAAAGGGCCAAAUAUCAAAGCUCGUGAAGGAGAAAGAGGAAAGCGAACGACGAGUAUCCAAGUUGGAGGAAGAAGUAGCUAUACUGAAGACGAGCGCAAACAACGAGGGCCGAGAGAUAGCAGCUUUCGAGGAGGAGACUUUGGCCUUGCGACGGGAACUACAGGAGGCACUAGCAACUAGGAAUCUGACCGAUGGAACGACAAAGCACGGGACAAAAAUGGACAAGCUGAUGGACGGUCUACGAAAAAAGGCAAAGGUCACCGUAAACAACGACGACGGCGACGAAGAGGAACGUGUCUUCUCUUCCGUCAAUCGUCGUUCGUCUACCUGCCCUUCGUUCGAUAUUACUUCUACGGGAAAACGAUGUCGUGCCUCGAAAAAUUCUUCUCCACCCCCGCCUCCGUCAUCGUCGUCAUCAUCGUCAUCAUCAUCGUCGUCGUCGUCGUCGUCGUCGUCGUCGUCGUCCUUGGCAUCCUCGCGACUCGAAAACGAACCCGAGACCGAAGAAGACGAAGAAAUCGGUUUAAACAUCGACGAGGAUCUUACCUCGACAAAUUUCAAGGAUUAUACUAAUCGUUCUGAUUCUAAGCUAACUAAUAUACACGACAAUUGUAUGAAUCUUUCAGGACCCGUUACCGACCUUUAAAAAAUAAUCUCAUCAUCCCUCUUUAUCCUCGAUAUUCCUCGAUAUUAAUAUCUCUCUCCAUGCGCUUGAUUAGUUAUUAAGAAUAAUUUAUUGUUAACUUCCUUCGUCCCCUCUCACAAUCCCUUCUACGUAUUUGACUUAAAAAUCUUAUGGUUUCACUUAUUUUUUGUCGUUAACGUUAACUUCGAGUACUUAAAUGAAUGAUCGCUUUAAAUGAAUUUUUUUAUCUCUCUUUUUCUCUUUUUUUUAAGUAAAAGCCGAUGAACGAGAGGUUUUGCUUUUUUCUCUAAUACUUUCCCCAUUUUUUUGUAUACGCGAAGAGCUUCUUAUUAUUAUUCAUAUUAUUGUAAAAAUUGUUCAUUUUAUAUGUAUAUAGGUAUAUAUAGAAGAUACACAUAUACUCUUACGUAUUUGUUCUCAAACGAAAACAAAUUAUCUUGAAGAUCUGAAAUGAUUAAUUACCGCGUAUUAUUCUUUUCGAUAUAAUUACUGCCAAAUCAUUUUUGUUUCUCUUUUUUUUAUUUUUACUUGUUUCUUUUUUUAAAGCGAAAAUAGCGAAUGCACGAUCUUUAUUGCGUCCAUAAUAUUUUCAUUUAAACGAUAUACAACGAUAAAGUAGUGAUUCUUCAUUGAUUAGUUCGUAAAUUAUAAUAAACUAUAAUAUAAACGUAGGGAAAAAUAUUAGUAAUAUUAGGAAUGAAUAAUUGAAAAAAAAAUAAAAAUAAAAUAGUUGUUAAGGAAGAAAUGAUCAUGUUAUUGCAUGAUCAUCGUCGAAUAGAUUAUUAUAUUUUCGUAUUUGCAUGUAGGAUUUAUUAUAUUAAAAUAAUAUAAAUUGUAUAUAACAAAAGAAUAACAUUUAAUAGAAAUGUAUUUUAAACGAAUGAUUUAAUUAUUACAGUCGAGCAGAGAGCGUUGCAGUUUGAAUUCUUUUGCACUUUCGUGUUUGAAUUUUGUUUAAAUUUCAUUCGAUCUAGUAACAUUAAUUUGCAGUUAUUACUCGUUAUUGUUAGAUAAAUAACGUGCGAGCAAAAUAUCAAAGCAAUUUAUUUUGUCCUAAGACGUAGCAAUAAAUUAUAUCGACGCUCAAAUAGUCGAAAUAUUUAUGACAUUUUUUAAAAGUAUACAUAUUUAGAAAAAAUACAUAUAAUUUUGUCGUUGAUAGGAAAAUUUAUAUUCCAAAAUUUGACGUAACUUCGAUAAAGAGUUUAAUUCGUUAAAAGUGUUUAUACUGGUCUGGCGCUUUAAAUAUAUUAACUUACUAUAAAUAAUAAUAUUUUAUUUUUAAAACUUUUCUAACGACGAUCAAUAUUUUAUAUAAAUUCUAGUAAUUGAUCUAAUCAAAUUAGUUUUAGAUACUCGAAAAGUUAACAAUUGCCUUAUCGCAUAUAGUGUUUGCAGGAACAACAUAACGUUUAAGUUGGAUUGUAAAAACACAAUAGGAGCGAUAAUUAAGUGAUAUAUUGUUUUUAUUAGAAUUAACCAAAGAUCGGGAUUUUCUUAUCUUUUAUUUUUAUUUUUAUUCUCUUCCAUGUAUAGAGUUUUAUCAUAAAGAGAGUAAAUACGAUCAAACUAAAUAGUUAACCGUUUUACUAAUGAAACACCUACUAAUGAUAAUGUUUAUAUGUAGUAUAUAAGUUUAACUAAGCAAAUAAUUCGUCUCUUAAUCGAAAUAAUAAAUAAAUAAUUAUCUAAAAAAAGACUAUUGGAAGAUAAGGCCGUAAAUAAUGUAAGUACGGUUUCCCGUACUAUGAAAUUUCAAGUUAAAGUGUAUUUUCAUGAACAUUUUUUAUAGACUUUGUAGUGCUUCUGAUUAAACAAACCUGUGUGUCAUCGCAGAAUCGCAUAUA